AUGGCUAUCGCCAACGCUUUCUUGAGUCCUGCUGCUGCUGCUACCUUCGCUCCUGUUCGAUCCAAGUUGUCCCAUUCCGAUUGUGACUUCUUAACUCCUCACUUGAAUCUCUCCUUUUCCGCCUCCUCAUCUAAACUCACCCGCGGGUUAUUUCAUUCCGGAAUCACUACCAAAAGGAAUAUUAGUUGCGCUUCGAUCGAUGGUGUGGAAUCAAAAUCAGUGCAGGAUAGAGAUGGUAUUCCUAUGCCGAUUGUUCUGAUAGAUCAAGAUUCUGACUCUGAUGCAACAAUAGUACAAGUUAGCUUUGGCGAUCGUCUUGGUACUCUCAUUGACACGUUUUAUUAUUUGGUAUCCGUUAUGCAGUUGUUUUUGAAAGAUUUGAAAGUAGUUCAUGAGUCUUGGUUUUCUCUGGAGCAGAUGAAGGCACUAAAAGAUCUUGGUUUGGAUGUUGUGAAAGGAACUGUCAACACUGAGGCCUCAGUGAUAGAAACAAAAUUUUUCAUCACACAUCUCUAA
This is a messenger RNA of Coffea arabica (coffee), 516 nucleotides long. Lineage: Eukaryota; Viridiplantae; Streptophyta; Magnoliopsida; Gentianales; Rubiaceae. The record is from RefSeq and is a predicted model, not a curated record.